Molecule: messenger RNA, 873 nt
Organism: Arxiozyma heterogenica
Lineage: Eukaryota; Fungi; Ascomycota; Saccharomycetes; Saccharomycetales; Saccharomycetaceae
Gene: PHB1
Product: prohibitin subunit PHB1
Exons: 1
Coding region: 1-873 (290 amino acids)
Biological process (GO): mitochondrion organization
Cellular component (GO): mitochondrion; membrane
Source: RefSeq, a predicted model, not a curated record
AUGAAUAAAAGUAUAAAUUUAUUGACAAAAUUAGCUAUUCCAAUGGGUAUGGCUAUAACAUUAGCGGAUUAUUCGAUGUACGAUGUUCAAGGUGGUACACGAGGUGUGAUCUUUGAUCGUCUAAGCGGUGUUAAAAGCACGGUUGUUGGGGAGGGCACACAUUUUUUGAUUCCUUGGUUACAACGUGCAAUCAUCUACGACGUUAGAACAAAGCCAAAGAGUAUCGCUACUAAUACAGGUACAAAGGAUUUGCAAAUGGUUUCACUGACACUACGUGUACUACAUCGUCCUGAUGUUCAGCAACUACCACGUAUCUAUCAAAAUUUAGGUUUGGAUUACGACGAGAGAGUUCUUCCAUCCAUCGGUAAUGAAGUUUUGAAAAGUAUCGUGGCCCAGUUCGAUGCAGCCGAGUUAAUCACACAGAGAGAAAUUGUAUCGCAAAAGAUUAGAAAAGAAUUAUCGCAACGUGCCAAUGAAUUUGGUAUCAAAUUAGAAGAUGUCUCUAUUACCCAUAUGACAUUUGGUGCGGAAUUCACAAAGGCUGUUGAACAGAAACAGAUUGCACAACAAGAUGCAGAGAGAGCUAAAUUUUUGGUGGAGAAGGCAGAGCAAGAGAGACAGGCUUCUGUUAUUCGUGCAGAAGGUGAGGCGGAAUCCGCAGAAGUCAUCUCCAGGACGUUGGAACGUGUUGGAGAUGGUUUGCUGUUGAUUAGAAGAUUGGAAGCGUCCAAGGAAAUUGCAAGAACUUUAAGCCAAUCGCCAAAUAUAACCUAUUUACCUAACGGUAAGCCAAAUACUGGAAGUGGCAAGACAGGUAAUAAUGAUUCAAGUAGUUCCACAACUAACAUGCUUUUAAAUUUAGGCAGAGGCUAA